UUGAUUAAGCUUAAGUAGACAAAUUAUUUAGUUUAGGAUUAAAUUAAAACUGACAAUUUUAAGUGAAAAAACAUGCUUUUUUUAAAUUAAUUAACACGACGUUCCUUCCCGCCGUAAUUACUCCUCCUCUUUCUUUGUGACUCAAGUCUCUACAUCUUCAUUUUGUCCUCCAAAACCCUAACUCAAAUUAACAAUGGGCAGGAAACCCAAAUCACAAUCCGCCAAGAAAUCGGCUAAGUACCCGCAUUUCAAGCCCGGGUCCACAGUGGAGAUCAGUUCGAACGAGGAGGGGUUUCGGGGGUCUUGGUUCGCGGGCACCGUCAUUGGCCGCGUGUCUCCCGGAGAUCCUUCCAGAGUGCACGUGGAAUAUAUCAGCCUUUUCGUGGAUGAAGAGGGAACCGCACGUGUGAGGGAGAUUGUGGAUGUUGUGAUGCUAAGGCCCGUCCCGCCACCGGAGAAUGACCGCGAGUUCAAGUUUGGCGAGGAAGUGGAUGCUUUCCAUUCGGACGGGUGGUGGGAGGGCGUGAUAACGAAGGAUAACGGGGAGGGGAGGUUUACGGUGUAUUUCAGGAGAUCUAGGGAGGAGAUGGAGUUAUGGAAGGACCAGUUGAGGCUGCAUAGAGAGUGGGCAAAUGGGGCUUGGAAACCUCCAUUUGAGGAGGAGAACGCGAAGCUGAAUCAGGACAAGGUGGAGAAUUUGCCACUUGUAGAGAAAGUCAAACCUAGUGAAUCAGCAAAAGAGCAUAUGUAUAGCAGAGGAACACAAGUUGAAGUUAGCAGUGAUGAAAAAGGUUUUGAAUGUGCUUGGUUUGCUGCAACUGUUGUUGAACCAUUGGGAAAGGACAAGUUCCUUAUCGAGUACCAGACUUUGAAAACAGAAGACGAUAAAGCCUUUCUAAGAGAAGAGCUUGAUAUUCUGCACAUUAGGCCUUCUCCACCAGAAGUUAAAAUGGUCAAUAGUUUCAAGUUUCUUGAUGAGGUUGAUGCUCUCUACAAUGAUGGUUGGUGGGUAGGUGUGAUUUCUAGAGCUAAACGCAACUCAAAAUACAUUGUUUACUUCAAGACCACUAAUGAGGAGAUGGAGUUUCGAGACUCUGAGUUAAGGCUACACCAGGACUGGAUUGAUGGCAAAUGGGUUACGGCAUCCAGGGCUAUGGAGAUAUGAUCUUACUGGACAAAGGAAGAGAUCUUUGCCAUUACUGUGUGCAGUGUUGCUGCAUAGAUGUGUAGCUAUUAAGAAAUCCAUCCGAUCUGGGGCAUUUUGGCUGUAGUCGCUGUUUUGAGUUUUCUGGAGCAGUUUUGGACCCAUUUUCACAUCUGAAGAGUGUCUCACACUCUCACUGAUUAUUAGGUUCCUCGUACAUCAUCGUAUGGAUGUCCCACUGAAAUUUCUUCCUUAGUAGUCAAGUUGUUCCUUGCUUUUCUACCUUUUUUUUUUUUUUUUUCCCCAUGAAUCGACUCAGAGUUUCCCUUGAGUGGAUAUGCUUCUGAAAUAUAACCUGCAACCUUUUAUCCUUAAAUGUGUAUGAUCUUUGAUUUCUUUUUACUGCCAUUUUGAAAUCCAGAUAUGCGUGUGUAUUGUGUAUACAUUUCAUUAUUAAAUCUUUGGUGGCUAAAUGAUCCUAGAUGGAGAUCACAUAUUGAAAUCAAAUGGAAACUUGAGCUGUAAAAAAGAGCAAUCUUUAACU
This is a messenger RNA of Tripterygium wilfordii, 1688 nucleotides long. RefSeq names its product protein AGENET DOMAIN (AGD)-CONTAINING P1. The transcript is spliced from 3 exons. The coding region runs from base 194 to 1165 and encodes 323 amino acids. The record is from RefSeq and is a predicted model, not a curated record. NCBI's taxonomy places the organism in Eukaryota, Viridiplantae, Streptophyta, Magnoliopsida, Celastrales, Celastraceae.